AUGUUGCCCAGAAAAUUGAAGCUAAAUGCAAACAAUACACGGAGACAACAAUUGAUAUCGGUCAAUCAGAAUGAUGUAGACAAUUUCAAGCUAAGAUUCCAGCCCAGUAGGUGUGGACAAACAGAUUGUGAGAAAAAUGUGACUCUACAUAGCUCCAGAGUGACCAGGUCAAACACAGACCAGGCUUUCAAAACUGACAAACUGGCCAGGAUAACUGACAAACUGGUCAGGAAAACUGACAGAAAUGGAGAGCAAGAAAAACGGUUUCUGUGUGAUAUCUGUUCAGCCAUGUUCAAAACAUCAACUAAUUUAAGAGAACACAGGAAAAUUCAUUCCGACAUGAAGGAGUACAAAUGUGCACACUGUAACUAUGCCUGCCACAGAGAGAGAAACCUCAAAACUCACAUCCUGACACAUAGCCAGACCAAGCCAAUCCAGUGCCCUAAGUGUGAGUACACUUGUAUACAGAACUUCCAGCUGAAGGCACACUUGCUGUUGCAUGAGACUGAGACCCCAUUCCGCUGCACCUUGUGUCCAGCUACUUACAAAAAAGAAGCAGGCUUGAAAGUUCACACACUGACUCAUUCCAACAUGCACAAAUUCAGAUGUUUAGACUGCAAGUAUGUCAGCAACAGGUAUGCUGAUUUUCGGCGCCACCUGUUCAUUCACUCCAAGUCCAGGCCCAUCAGAUGUCCUUACUGCAGCUAUUCUUGUAUCCGCCAGUCUCGUCUCCGAGCCCACAUGCUGGUCCACAGGGGCAAGGUGGUUGGUGGUGAGACUGAGACCCUAUUGUCAAGUCUGGACAAGAGCAUCCUGCACUGUGAUUCUUGUGACUAUGUUUGCACAGUUGCAUCUCGUUUAAAGAAACAUCAAGAGUCACACGUGCGUCUGCACUCCUACACUUGCAGCACAUGCCAGUUCUGCUGCAGUGAUGCCUCUACUCUGGAAGAACAUAAACUCACUCACACACCUGGCCAGGUUUCUGUCUCUGAUCACCUGCACUCAGUCGCCAGUUUGCCACCUGCUUCACAUCAGGUCAAGGACUCUCAGCAACUGUCUGCUGUUGAUGACAAAGUUCCCGUAACAGCUGGUGGUGAGACCCUGCUCAUGGCUGCACCUGCUCAGAUAUUUUCACAGUCUGCCAACCGUCCGCAGAUAUUUCACUCCUCGGAGCAUCCAGCUAUUAUAUUUACAACUGUCAGCCAGCCGGAGGAGCUGGCAACAAAUCAGAAUGAAGAGGGACUUGUUUGUUCUGACAUUCACUCAUGGAGUACUGAGGUUAUAGACUGGCAGCAACACUUUGCUGUCCACGACUUGGCCAUGUUGACACUAGACCAUGUAACAUUGGAUCAUGUGACCCUGGGGCCAACUCAGAACUGCCUAGUGGCGGUGGUCAGUGAAGACAAUCAGCAGCUUCCACCGUUGGAGAUUAUCAAGCAAGAAAUUGAGCUGCCCAUGGAGCUGACUGCUGCGGCAGACAGGCAGGAAGAGACAGGUCUGUCUCUCCAUGUUAGCGAUCAGCUGCCAGAUGACCAGGAAGCACCAGUGAGACAUCACUCCACAGCCAAGAUGUACCACUGCAACCGCUGCCAGUUCUCCUGUGAUUACAAGUCCACUUUCAAAAAACAUGUGAGAAAACAUGCCCUAGUGAAAAACUACAAGUGUGCCCAUUGUGAGUAUAUGUGUGAUGAGUUUUCACGAAUGAAAAAACAUUUGCUUGUUCACACAGACCAGAAGACAUUUCAGUGUGAGUUGUGUGAGUAUGCCUGCAAGAGUAAGGGUACGCUACACCAGCACCUGAGGACACACACCAACGCAGAGAGCACCGUGUACCAGUGUACACAGUGUGACUACACCUGUAAAAGUGCUGCAGGCCUCAAGUCUCACCUGGCUAAACAUCUCGGUGACAAUCUCUAUCAGUGUGACUUGUGUCAGGUGGCUUGCAGGUCGGCCUACCUGCUGAAGAAACAUAAAUUCAGCCAUGGCCAGAAGCCGAUCCAGUGCCAGUACUGCAGCUACAGCUGUGUCCAGCAGCAGCAGAUGAACAUCCACCAGCUGCAGCACAGCUACCAGUACCCGUUCUGCUGCUCUGUCUGUAAUGCCAAGUAUAAGAAGGAGGACAGUCUGAGGGUUCACAUGUUGUCCAAACAUGAACAGAGGCACCGCUUCAACUGUAGCCUGUGUAAUUAUGCUGGCAACCGGGCUGCAGACUUCAGAGAACACAUGCUGACCCACUCAGAGCAGAAGCCCCACCAAUGCCCCCAAUGUGCCUACUCUUGUAUACGAGCCAUCCAGUUAAGGAAACACAUGUUGACACAUGACAGGGACACAAACACCAAGUCUGCAGUCAGAGUAUCCAAGAAGAAAAAGUACCGAUGUGUGUUAUGUGAGUUCACGUGCACUCGCAUGUUGCGCUUGAAGGCUCACUUGUCUAAGGUUCAUCUGGACUUGCAGGAUAAUGUUGUCUUUAGUAUAGAUCUGUCACAGUUAGAGAGAUCAUAG
This is a messenger RNA of Candidula unifasciata, 2502 nucleotides long. Lineage: Eukaryota; Metazoa; Mollusca; Gastropoda; Stylommatophora; Geomitridae. The record is from the annotation of a GenBank genome assembly.